GCGAGGGGAGGGAGAGGGGAGGGACGGGCUAGGUGUCUGCUGCUCCGCGCCACUGCUGCUGGCGCUUGGUCCUCAUCCCCAGCAGCCCCCUCUGCAGCUAAGGGCUUACCACCGCAGCACCUCUUUUGCUUCGCCUGCCUCUUCGGCUCUGCGAUCUCGCGAGAGUGGCUGACUGGCUGUGGGGGUUGCGGCGGCAGCAGGCGGAGCCGGGGAGGGAAAGCAGCGGCGGCUGAGGCGACUGAGGCGGCGGGCGGAGCGGCAGGCGGCGGCGGAGCGCAGCAUCAUGGCGGACCGAGACAGCGGCAGCGAGCAGGGUGGUGCGGCGCUGGGCUCGGGCGGCUCCCUAGGGCACCCGGGCUCGGGCUCAGGCUCCGGCGGGGGCGGUGGUGGCGGCGGGGGCGGCGGCGGCAGUGGCGGCGGCGGCGGGGCCCCGGGGGGGCUGCAGCACGAGACGCAGGAGCUGGCCUCCAAGCGGGUGGACAUCCAGAACAAGCGUUUCUACCUGGACGUGAAGCAGAACGCUAAGGGCCGUUUCCUGAAGAUCGCAGAGGUGGGCGCUGGCGGCAACAAGAGCCGCCUCACCCUCUCCAUGUCUGUGGCCGUGGAGUUCCGCGACUACCUGGGCGACUUCAUCGAGCACUACGCGCAGCUGGGCCCCAGCCAGCCACCCGACCUGGCCCAGGCACAGGACGAGCCACGCCGGGCGCUCAAGAGCGAGUUCCUGGUGCGCGAAAACCGCAAGUACUACAUGGAUCUCAAGGAGAACCAGCGCGGCCGCUUCCUGCGCAUCCGCCAGACAGUCAACCGGGGGCCCGGCCUGGGCUCCACGCAGGGCCAGACCAUUGCGCUGCCCGCACAGGGUCUCAUCGAGUUCCGUGACGCUCUGGCCAAGCUCAUCGACGACUAUGGAGUGGAGGAGGAGCCGGCCGAGCUGCCCGAGGGCACCUCCUUGACUGUGGACAACAAGCGCUUCUUCUUCGAUGUGGGUUCCAACAAGUACGGCGUGUUUAUGCGAGUGAGUGAGGUGAAGCCCACCUACCGCAACUCCAUCACCGUGCCCUACAAGGUGUGGGCCAAGUUCGGACACACCUUCUGCAAGUACUCCGAGGAGAUGAAGAAGAUUCAAGAGAAACAGAGGGAGAAGCGGGCCGCUUGUGAGCAGCUCCACCAGCAGCAACAGCAGCAGCAAGAGGAGACCACCGCUGCCACCCUGCUACUGCAGGGCGAGGAAGAAGGGGAAGAAGAUUGAUCAAACUGAAUGAAACACACACACACACACACACACGCAUACACAUACGUGUACACACACACACACACAGCCACACACAGAGAAAAUAUACUGUAAAGAGAGAAAAUAAAAAGUUAAAAAAAAAAAAAAAACUCCAAGGGAGCACCACCCACAGAACCUCCACCAACUGACAGUUUCUCUUCUUGACUUGCCACCCAUCGCUGGAUGUUGUCCACUUUAUCCACCAUAUAAAACAGUAAGCAGCUGCUAAAACAAAAAACAAAAAAAUAUACAAAAAGUAAUAACAUUAUAUGAACUGUGUUUCCUACUUGAUUAAAAAAUAUAAAGAACUGAGUGUUUAUUUCCCUAAUUAACCAAGAACUUUUGUACACGUUUAAGCUAUUAUUAUUAAAAGUGUUUGCAAAAUGGUCAAGAUUAUAAUAUUGCUGAAUUAUAUAAAAAGUCCUUUUCAUGUUGAGCUAACAUUUGACUUUAGCACAAAAAAAAGAGAUAUUUUAGAACACGUAAAAUAAUAUUUUUAGUUUUUCUCAUUUUGUUACCAAAUUUCAAACCUUACAUGGAGGUUAUUAUAGUAUAUUUGACAUCCUAUAUACCUGUGAUUAGAGAUGUGUAUAUAUAUGAGGGCUAGGCAUGCUGUGUGUCUGAGCUUUGUCUAAAUGUUAUGCAGAAGUUUGUAGAGUUCAAGGUACGUAGGUUUAAUUCAUGCAAGGUAAACAAUAAGUGCUCUCUUUUAUACAAUAUGCAUUGCAUCUGGACCUUAAACAUAUAAAAUGGUCAGUGAAACUUCUGUGAACAUGAAGAAAUUAUUAAAAAAGGCAUUUAAAUGAAAUUUGCUAAGUUGUGAUUUUUAUGGUUGGAACCAAAGUUAUUCAAAUAGUAAAAGAAAAAAAGAGAAAGAAAAAGGAAAUUUCCCAUAAUAUUUUUCUGCAUCUGUUUGCUUUGACUGAGUAGAUGUUUUGUUAUUAUUGUGUAUAUGAGAUGUACUUGUAUUGUUCAUAAUAUAUAUUUUUUAUUAUGUGUAGAAAGAUUUUAAAAACCUAACUAACGUGCAGCAAUUUCCAGUGAACCUGUAUUUGGAUAUCAGGUAGUGAGUCUAUUUGUGGUCACUAGCACUGUCUCCUAAACUUGUGAGAGGUCUGAAGCUAUCCUUUGAUUUUUGCCAGUGCUAUUAACUUAUGUAGACCUGUUUAAAAGCAAAGCAACACCAUUAUAGUUAUCCUACUGAGCCAUGGAUUCUGAGUUUCAUUUCAAAAGUGAAAGCCAAGUUGGUGUAUGUAAAGGAUUUCCAUGUAGCUGUGGUGCUAGUUAUUACUGGCUACAUUAUAUGCUAAGUGUAUUUGUGUUCCCAAGUGUACACGCCUUCUGUCAAAAGUAUGUUCUAUUAUCACUCAUAUUCAAAGUGUAGGGUAUGAAAACGCAAGCUUAGGAGAGCACUUUACCAAGCUGGUGUCCUCCACUGAAAUUGUUUGUAACGAUAGUCUUUUACAGGUUUUCAUUUAAAGAUGUUUAUGUGCUUUUAAUUGACAACUAACUUCUUGCUGCUGUAUAGUAAAAUAUUAAUAUAUUUUUUAUCAUUAAACUGCUGCAUGACUAUCAUCUUUGAGUGAAGAGAAAAUGUUAUAAAAAAGAUGCCUUAAAUACAGUACAUUUUGGUUUGGAAUUCUGUAGAAAGUAUUUUGGUAAAAAAAGAAAAAAGAAAAAAAGAGGAUCUUGUAUCUUGUCUGACAGAGAGAGUUCUGGACAUGCAAUUGUUUCUUGGCAAAGCCAGCCAUCUAGCUCUACCUGCUGUAUGUAGAAGAAACCACCUGUAGGACUGGGAAGGUGUCAGCACCUCUCCCAUUGGACAGUAUCGGCCUAGGAAGGCAGAACAGUUAUCUUUUUUGAAGGAUUUUUUUUUUUUCCUGCUGGCUCUUUAGGUUUUGAUUUGAUAGUUUUAAGCUUUCUGGUUGAGUGUGUUGUCUUUGUUUUUGAGAUCUACUGUAUGUGUUGAAUAGCAAGCUAUUUUCAUUGUACUGUGCAUUUUCCCAUUGUUUGCUUUUCAUAUUCAUACAAUGUUAAAUAUGAGGUGACCGUAAAAUAGUUAGGAGUUUCUUUACUUACAAAAUCACUGGAAAUUAUUAAAUUGCUUUCCCCUCCCCCCAAGGUGCAUUUUUUAUUAUUUUCAUAUAGUAAAGUUGAGCUUUUACAGUGCAUAAUGUGACAUUUGGAAUGCUUAUCAACUGCAUGUAAACAUUAAUAACCUGCACUUUUUGUCUUAAGGUUUGUUGAGCUGUUUUGUUCACUGUACUUUAACUGUGAUAUGGAAAAGAUUGCAUUCUCUGUGCUGUUUCUAAUUAGGAAAGAGAAUUGCUUUGAUUUUGUCUCUUGUUUACUAUAGCUUCUUAAAGUUAAGCCUUGUGCUACGAGUUGUUGGAGUACUCCUAGAUCAGUGUUUUGUAGUAGCCAGCAGUCAGUAGUGCAAGUCAACAAAAACACAGCAAACUUAGGCAAAGUGUCCUUUCUUUGAGAUGCAAGUUCUUUCGUAAGGUUUUCUUUAGGGUCAGUUACCUAAAGUAAAACCUUUCUUACCUGUAGACUUCAGAUUCUGCUUGGAAUCCUACCGGAUCAAGAAGCACAUGUAUUGUGCAGUUGUCUUUACACUAUUAACAGUUAACACAAUCUUACUAGGACUUUGAAUCCAUUGUCUGAUUUAUGGUCAGUGGGUUUAAAAAGAAAUCCACAUGCAGAUCUUUUAAGACUUAAAAAGUGGUCAUAGAGAAGACUGAGUGACUGUAAAGAUGCUCUUUUUGUUUAAAGCAUCUCACUUUUCUCUCCCAUUGACCUCCUAACCUCCCCUUGCCCUUCUCCUGUUUCAUCCUUCCCCCUACAUUUCCCCUCCCAGGUGCUCGGUACUUUACCAAGGUUCUAUAUUUCAGUGUAUUAUGUUAAGAGUCUCUUCUUGUUUUUAUUUUACUAGUGGGUAGCCCCAGUUUGUGCUGAAAAAAAGGGGGGGGUAUAUUUGACCAUAUGUGUUACUCAUUGACAACAGUAUGAUCAAAUGUGCCAAAAACAAGCAAACAGAACUUAAUUCAUGACAAGUAUGCCUUAUUUUUAUUGAUCUGCUUUGUCUUACAAUUAAGGUCCAAGAGCUUGGUUAAACUAUGUUAUAUGCCUAAGUAAAAAAGAAAACUUGAAAUGCAUUGAAAUAUUGAUGUUUUUUAAAAUGAGAGACACUGUCAAGUAAUUUGAUUCAAAGAUCAGCCACCAGAUUUGGAGAGUGAGUGAGUGAGUGAGUGAGUGAGUGAGUGAGUGAGUGAGAGAGUGUGUGUGUAUGUGUGUGUAUUGGUUGUAGUGGUGGUAGUGAUGAUGGUAUUUGUGGCUUUUCCCCCCUUUUAAAUUACCAAAUCUUAUUUUAAAGCUACCUUUUAUUUGUGCCUCGUAUUUAUCAUGCUGAUGUUAGAAGCAGCAGUCAUCCAGCCACAGAGGGAGCUAAAGUUAACUAACCAGAACUGUAGAAAUCAUUCAUGCCUUUGACAACAAAGGAAGUUCAUAGGAAAGCCAUGUUGGCUUUUCCUCUACUAGACACAUGUUGGAGGUAGAUGAAUAUUUGCCAAAUGAGGGGAAAAAAAGACAAAGUAGUCAGGAAAGACAAACGGUUUUCCAGCUUCUCAAAAGCCAUGGAAAGUAGAAACCAAAACCAAUGGAAAAUUUAAAAGACCUUGAAAGUCUCACUUUCUAGUCCCAUGCAGGGGUUAAAAUUUGACUCAAAAUGAAAAGUCUAUCAAUUUUUGGUUUUAGACCCUUACAUCUAGAGAUGGUUAACUAUUCCAGUUUUUUGUUUUGUUUUGUUUUAUUUUAGGUAAUGGAGAAAGCUGCUAGUGAUUUUAACCCCUGCUGAAAGGAGACAGAUAAUUUCAUUUGGGAGCAAAUACUUAUUGCCUUGAGAAAUAGCACUGUAAUAGUUUAUGUUAAUUAGUCAUAGAAUAACCUUUAUCCCUUUCAAGCUAUGCAAAUUAUUAAAUAGGUAUAAAUUAGAAUUGAAUUAAAGAGAGUUGAUUAUAUUGCAAUCAGAUGGCAUUCACAAACUUAACUGGAGCAUAUACAAAUAAAAUCUAUUAGUUUAAGAGGUUUUUUUUAGUGCUGACAUAAAAAAUAUAAUUUAGCUACCUGUUCUAAAAUGCUGAAUACUAUUAACAUUGUAUGAUAGGUCUGGGAAGACUGCCUCCUUUUUUGAAGAGAGAGAUUAAGAAUUUUUAUAAUUGCUUUUCAUCAAAUUUUAAUAUUUUUGUCAAGUUUUUAGGUAUUUAAUUUGUAAAACAGUUUGCUUUGUACUGGCAUACAGAUAUUAGGGUAUAUUGAUUUAAAAAUUUUUGAAGCCAAGUGAUCAAGUACAUUUGUAAUAAAAGUCAAUGGAUCUCUAUCAGUUGUACUCACUGUUUUCAUUUCUUGUUCUUAUCAAUGUAGGGAUUUCUACCUUUUUCUGCAGGAAAAUGGAGCUAAAUUUGGGUGGGAGGGAGGGAAGAAUCAGGGUGGGUUUGGUGGCCCAAGCACUUCAAAGCAUCCUUAUGUGGAUUAAGAUUUAGAGUGUUGGAAAAGAUGUAAUAUUUUUAUUCCUGAUUUUUUUUUUAAUGGAACUUGAUGUUUGGAGAAAUCGUCUCAGUUUUGGUUUUGCACUUUUAACAUUUUUGUGUUUUGGCAAUAUUGAAACUUAAAACUAACAACAGUUUUCUCUGUUAACAUUUUGGGUUAAUCUGACAGUCAUGGGGAACACACCAUGGGCAUAGAAUUAUUUUUAUCUUUACAUGACUUGCCCUCUCUUCUCCAGUAUUUCCAUUAGGUUUUUUUGUUUUUGUUUUUAAUGUAAUACAUCAUACACAUUUUCAGAUGAUUUUAGAAUGGGGCUUCCCUAAAUUACUUGGGUAGCUUUCAUAGCUCCACCCUUUUUAAAACACGUAAGUGUACUUUUAAUAUUUUCUUGUCUAUAAAAACUGAGAUAGAAAAUCUAUUUUUCCUCUUUUUGUCCUUUCUUGGAUACCAGGAUGAAAUUUUGUUUAUUGUGUGAAAGAAAGCUAAGACAAGGAGAUCUUCAGCACUUUAGAGUCAAAACAGUGGGUGAGAACUCUGAGUAUAACAUUCAGAGAGAGCUCAUGAUUUGUCAUGAGAAUGGAAUAAGGGAGAGAUCUAAUUGCCUAAGCAAACUUACUAGUUUUGUAAGUUUAUUUUAAACUUUAUCAAAAAUUUUAAACAUUAAACAUAUUAAAACAUUGUUUUCUUCAUUGUAAGCCAAAAUUAGGACACUGAUAGUAACAUAUUCUAUAAAACUAAAGUGAUCAAUACUUACAGUGGCACUUAAUACAACAGCAUUAAUUACCAUAGCUCUACAGAGUUUGCAGUACAUUUUUUAAGAAAAGCUGAUUUAAAGAUUUAUGAAGCUAUUUGAUUCUAAAGUCAAACCUAAAUUUAAGGCCUAGGCCAUUUGACUUGCUCUUUUUGAGCAGAAAUUUCAUUAUUAUGGGCCAUGUAAUGAUGAUCUAAACUAGCAGUAGCAUAGUCUAAAUUAGCAUUAGAGUUUCAAGAUUAAAGAGAAGCAGAUGAAAAAUGAGAUGCAGCUGGUUCUAAGCAGCUUGUUUUCCUCCAUCUACAAACUGACGACCAAUUUCGAUGUUAAAGGGUCUAGGCAACUUGUGUCUUCAGAAAAGUUGGAUAUGAAAAAUAGCCUCUUACUGAUAUUUUUCUUGUAAGGAAUUUAUAUUCUUCCAUUUUUGCCUUCAUGUCAUGUCUCCUUCCUUCCAUCCAUCACAUUUGCUCUCUUCCCCCUCCUCCUUUUUCUUCCCUUUCUUCUGUUGUCUAGCUUUUGUGGUAAGCUGUCUUGUUGAUGUAGAAAUGUGGUGAUCUUUUGUGUAAAACAAGGCGACUUUUUACAGACCAGAAAUAUUUUAUUGUUCUUGGAAUCAUAUUUUUGUGCUUCCAUGAGUACAUACUUUGUUUUUAUUAUUAAUUUGCAUAUUAAUUAAUUUUUUAGCAUUUCAUGGGGGGUGGAGUUAAACUAAUGAGUUUUAAUUUUUUUGGUUUUGGAUUCACUUUAGUAAUCCCGAAGGCCUAUAAGGUGAAAAAUCACACUUGUGUUUUGGAAUUGUGGAAAUAUUCUUGCUGGUAUUAUAUUUUGGUCUGAGAUAUAUUAAUACAAAAGACUUCUAGGAGGAUUUAAGUGGUAGUUAAAAGUUCCAGGACAGGUGACACUCACUUGAGUAGCUCAAACAGUAAUAAUAAUCAGGUAAUAAUUUACACUGGUUGACAUUAAGUCAAACUCUUCUGAAAUGGACUGACAAUAUGCAGUGCAGUUAGUUGUUGGUAGCACUUGACCUCCAUGGCAAGUAUGUCUGACAACUUGGCUCCUUCAUUCUCCUUUAUGAUCCUGUUCAUGGCAUCUGAGCAUUCCUCCUUCAGAAAGAAGUGAAAUAAUGACUCUUUCCUUUGAACAUAGCUAAUUGAUGAUCCAGGAAGAUUUCUGUAUUUUGAUGUAAUUUGGCCUCCCUUCCCCUCUUAUGGCUAUUUCCCCCCAUAGUCUUAACUUGGCAAUUUGAAGAACAUCUAAAUGAGUACUUGUUAGGAAACCUGGGAAAUGAAGAGUGUAAGAAGCAUGUGUUUAAGUUACUGAGAACUGAGACUUACUGGUUUGGAAAUUGGAGAGCAGAAAGAAUAAAGCUGUUUGUUUGUGAAUUGGGGUGUGAGAGAUGCAGAAGAGAAUGAUUGGAAGUAAAGUAGGAGGAAUUUUUAUUGACAGUAGAAAAAAGCAUUAAGAUGAACUCUGCAUGAGAGGUGUUGACUAAGAGCAAGGAGGUUGAGCUUCACUAAAGAAGUGUCAGGGGGUCCCUUGUUGGCUAAGAGAUAACUUGGUCUGUAGCUAGUAAAGGUGAUGGAUUGAUUAAACAGAUCAGUUCUGAUGUGUAUAUAUGAUGGUUUGAGGGUUUGUCUGCUCCUCUGAACAAAUUUAAGUAACACAGUUGUGAAAUGGCAGCUUUUCUGGUCAAGGCACAUUGGUGUUGGGAACUUACUAUUUUGGGGAAAAAAAAGAUAACUGUUUACCCUUUUUAUUUACCCUUUUUAAACUGUUAGUGACAUUUAUCAUAUACUGUUUUCUUGGGCUCUUGUCACAGUGUAGGUUAUGUUUGCAUUUCAAAAUUAUCUAUAUAAUACACAAAGAUUUACACCCAAAGAUCCUCCCUUUAUAGAUACCUUUGGUCAACAUGAGUUUUUUUAGACAACAGUAAACCAGAUACAAUCACUGACUUGCUGUUUGAAGUAUCUUUUCUAUUUCCUUUACAUUUGUAGCCAUCUAACAUUGUAGAUCUUAAGAUAAUAUAUUUCCAGAAUUAGACAACAUAUCCCCUGAACUCAUGUUUUUGUUUGUUUUCCUACUGCAAAAUUGUAGACUUCCCUGUAGUGAGUGUAGACAGAAGUUAAUUAUAAUUUAAUGCAUCUCCCAGGUUCUUGUGUUCUUUGCAAGAUGAGUUGACAGUGAUUAGUAAUCUGUUCUAUAAUCCCAAGAGUGUUUUAAAUUAUUUAAGGUAAAUAUUUGUUUUCAAAGUUACAUAACUCAAAAUCACAUUGACUUUAAAUUUACAACGGGUUUAUUUUCAGUAAUUUUGACAUAUUACUUUCAAGUUUCAUUUUAAUCAGAUACUUAUACAUUCCUGUUUUAAAAUAGCCAAAAGGAAGUCUUGGCCUGUACUUGGAAGGUGUUUUUUCUUUUGUCAUGAGUCAAGUUCAUUAACAUUAGUGGGGCUAUUUUUUACAUAUCUUAUUUUACAGAGUUGACACUUAGUAUAAUUUUCACAUUUUAUCAUGUGUCUGAUUUUAAAUUAUAGUUAGCAUACUAUAGUUUAAUUUUGUGCAGAGCCUAUUCUUAAAGAGCUCUUCCCUUAGAAAUUAUUUAAAAGAAAUGAAGAACAGUGCUUUAAAUGACUGAGAUGAGUCUGAACAGUUUCCUUGAGUCUAGGCAAUGGAGAUAAAUGAUAGCCCAUUUUUAUGCUGCAUACAGUUGUUAGGGUUUAAUAAUAAUGUAGGAAAGUGCAAAAGCAGAAAAGACUGUGUAAGUGGCCUAUAAAUUUAUAGUUUUCAUUAUUGCACUAUUUAUCUUUGCACUUGGGUUUUUGGAAAUUAAAGACUAGUCACUUUCACUUUUGCUUCUAGUCUUUUCUAAUUUCUUGCAAAAUUGUUUUCAAUAUCCCACCCAAAGUUAAACUCAUAUGCAACUACAUGUGCUUUAUAAGGCCAAGAAAAUAUUUAUUGUUACCUAUAUAACAAUAAAUUUUGUUUUGAUAAAAUUUUUAAUAUAGAUCUUUAUUUGCCCAUAAAAUUCUUUAUAAAUAUGAGCUUUAUUAAACUGUUUAAGUAAAGUAAAAGCUUAGGAUAGGAAAUAUGUCUUGUGUGUAUAAAAUUGUGUCUUUGAGAUCCAACUUCCAGCCUACUAUGGCCUGGCUUUGGGGUGUUAGUAAGUUUCCAUUUAGCAAUGAUAUCUGAGUCUUACUGGGCAAGUGCUUAAGAAACUGGAAGUAAAUAGGGGGCAGUUCCCUCUUGUGUGUAGCUUUCUAUAAGGGUCAUAUAACUUCUCCUUGGUUUAUGUCACAUAUUGGUGUUUCGUGAAGUGAGUGUUCUUUUUGAAAAUUUAAGAUGGAUGCUUUCUGAGGGAUGGUAAUAGCUAAGGAUCCAGGACUGUGACUUAACCAUUGGCAGUGUUAUAGCUACCUUGAUACACUCUACUCAGAGAACAAAGAGUAUUCUUGUGAAUGUGUGUUGCUGUACUCAGAAUUGCAAAAAGGAAAAAAAAAAAAAAGGAAAGGAAACAAACUGAGUUUUCUCAAUGGAACAGAGAGAUGUAUUUUUGGCUAGAAUUGUUUUUUAUAAGUUAAUGAUCUUAUUCUCUUUUCUUUUCUUGUUGUUUUUUUACACACCUCAUACUUAAAACCAGCAAGUAAGAGGUCUCUUUUCAGAUUAUUUUGGAAGGUCUGAAUGUGUUCUGGAUGGGGUGUUGAUCGUGACGUGUUCUUCCCGUCGUGUUCUGCUGGUCACUGUGGCUCAUAGAAUUUUCAAAUUCUGUUGAAAAUUCAGUGGUGUAUUUGAAAUGAGACUAUCUUCUACAACAUGGUAUGGAUGUGUGUGGCUAGAUUCCAUGAUGUGACAUAGUUGUGGAGCCAUAGCUUUGAUUUAAUUUAAAUAGAAAGUUUAACCAUAGUCCAGAUUUUAGGUUUAUGUACAGGAAUUGUGCCAGGUACUUGUCUAAAUGUGGACCAUUUUUGGAAAUGAAAGUUAAUGAAUGUGGAUUUGACUCUAGAUAAUUCUAUACUCAAAAAUACAAGUUAAAGGCUCACAUCAUUAGAGUUACCUACAUUUGAUGGCCUUAGCUCUUUAAAUGUGGAUGGCAUUCAGCAUUAUAUCUGUGAAUUUCCUUAGGAAAAGAAAGGUUCAGUCUUUAUACCUUUUCUUGGAGGCUAAAUUUACCACAUAUGGAAGUAAGAAAAUUGUAGCAAGUGGCUUUAUUUUUUUAGUGGAGUUUAACCAGCUUAAUUAAUUCCUUUUCCUACUUUGAAUCACUUAUUUCCCAUGUAUAAAUAAAGGGAAAGAUCAGCACCCCCUCCCCCCAGGCGAUUUUUGUUGUCUGCCUCCAUUUCCCAAUCCUAUUAUACAAUGAAUUACGGGUAUCCCUCUUAAGUCCCUGUAGUGCUUUGGGGGGAGGGGGGAAGCUCACAAAUACCUUUGAAAAUCUGAUGAAAGUGAUGGACCCUCUCCCCAGGGGAAAAAUGCACAUAAUACAGAUAAGUUUGCUACAACCUCAGGGUCAUCACUUACCUUCUGAAACCCAAGUUAGAAACAGUUUUGCUCUGAGCAAACUAUAGAAAACUGUAGUACAAAUAAUUGAUAAAAUUAAGAGCUAUUGGCUUAAAACAUUUCAGAUUGGGAUUAUUAUCACAUGGUGGCCCCUACUAGUGAAAUGUGACAUUGCAGCUAGCUUUGUUAGACUUUAUAACAUCCAGAUAGAAGGGAAAGAGAAGUAAAGUUCUGAGAGCUAUUUAUAAGGAGUCAGGUCAUCUCCAGAUGUGGGAGCCAGUCCUGGUUCAAGAUAGGGGUCAAGGUGCCUGACAAGUUUAGCAGGGUAAAGUUUGAUAAACCAUGCUCAGGAUGCCAAGGGGUUAGCCAUUAUCUUAACCCCUUCCUCACCAAAAGAUUUUAGUUUUUGUCUGUUGGGAAAAAAAGAUGGCACUAGGGAAAAAUAAGUUGCCUUACAACUUUGCUGGAACACAUCAGUUUGGUGAAGUGUGGGACACUAGUAUUAUUUUUGAGAAGGUGCAUAAAACCAAAGUAAAUUAUUCUCUAUGUAGAACAUUAUUUACAAGUAACAUUUGUUUGGGUGUGUUAGCUUUGACGAUUUUUACCAGUAAAUACUGAUUUUAUUUAAAACUGGGAGUCCAGUUUACAUAUAGGAUAGUUGAUAUAUCCAUCUUUUCCCCAUGUAAAGAAUUGUCUAAAAGAUUUAUGCAUACUUUUUACUUUUCUCUCUUGAUACCAUGGGGUGGGGGUGGGGUGGACUUUGACUCAACAACUGACAAAUGUCUUCAAAUUUAAAAAUCAAGAAGCAGCACUUUAAGUCUAAUUCCACGCCAUUUUAGUGCAUGUUUUAGUUUAAUAAUGAUUUUUGGUGCAUGCCUUUGGGCUUAUUCAAAAGUGUACAAUAGAAAAGUGUAUUUCCUUUCAUAGAAAGGAGAUGUUUUUCUACUUUGCAACAUGUGAUUACAAAAAUCUUCCUCUGUGGGAAGAUUAACCAUGUAUUGAACUACUGAAAAGUAUAUAUUUUUAGAUAUACAGAAGGAAUCUACACGGGGCAGCAUUCAGACCUAUAUAGAAGUCAUAAAAAUUCUGUAUAGGACCAAAAGGAAGUAACAUAAAACACUUAAACAGACUAUGUUGGGUAGAAAUACCUUUCGAUCUUGCAUUGACUUCCAAAAUGAAAAUGCCACAGAAGUUUGCUGAAACUUUUGUUUGAAUUUUCUCUGUCAGUGUAUUUAGCCCAAAUGCAACAGCUUUGGGUUAGCACAAUGUAAGAAUCAAAACACAAAAUUCAGUCUGGUUUGCCAAUCCAGCCUGAUUGAAAUAAGUAACCAAUCACUUGCAAACUGAAAAACUGUCCAACUCCUCUAAGGUUUUGACAAAAUAACCUUGGCUGAUGUGGGAACAUUCCCACUUUGAUUUCUGACCUGACAGCGAAGAUUCAUGUUUGACAUGAUUUCAAACCUGACAGUGUCUGUUUAAGGAGCCAUGGUACAGUUUGCUAAUUCAAUCCCAGAUACCUGUUGAUUACCUGUAAGAUCUAGAGUUCAACGUAGCCAGCAGCCGUAUCCCUGAGUGCUCUGUGCCCAUCAGAUAACAUGAAGUAAGCAGAGUUGGGACAAGCCACAGCUUUGAGUAUUGACCUCAGAGCAGAGCCCCAGAUUCAAGAUUUGUAUCUGCUUUCUUGGGAGUCACUGAACUGAUGUCCCACACUGCGUUACUUACUGUAGAUGCUCUCCAAGAGGAGGCCCAGAGCACACAUCCGAAUUGCUUGUGGUACUCAGAGAGGGGGUGCUAACUCUGAUGCCCUGGCCAAAUUCCAGUUUAGGGAUGUGGGUCUUCUUGUCAUUCUAGUUGGAAAUGUGCAUCACUUUCCAUUUUUCCUGUUGCUCUCAGUGCAAACUACACAAGUCUGUUCCUUUGCUCCAAUCCCAAGUCUCCAAGAUACUGGUAUCACACGGGCCAGGUUCAUGCCUUAUCUUGAUACACAAGAGUUGGAGAAUGGGAGCUUGGCAUCAGGAUGCCUUACACUGGGAGGGUAGACUCUUGUGAGGCUUGGGGAUGGAACCUGCCCUCUUUCCGCAUAUGUUAGGGAGCGUGCACUGGUUGGGAGCUUCCAACCAUAAGGUGUGAGAUGAAACCAAUUUCCCCUCUUUUCUUAUAACAUGAUGAGAAAGUCUUUUGGGUUUUCGGUAGUUGGGGAAGGCCGGAGUUCUGCAGCUUUAAUCUGGGUAACUAAGGCUGGUAUAAUCUGGGUAACUAAGGCUGGUUUGAGCAAGACUUUGGUAAAUUAACUGGGUUCUCAGAUGCCACAGACUCCGAGAGAAGUCACCAUUAUUUUUAGUGGCCGUGAUGGAGUCCCCCUGUAGCCAUUACUUUAAGAUUACAUGCAGAGUUGCUUUAUUUUGAGCUUUUUGUGUACACACAAUCCCAAACUGGAAAAACUUAAAAAGGAAUCCUGCUGUGAAAGGUAUAUAUUACUCUAGAUUUUUCUUACUGUAAAUAUUGUAAGAUUGUAAUACUGUCAAUAUUUUAUUAACCAACAAAUGUUAAUCUAUGUGAAAUCAGACUUAUUUUAAAUGUGCUUCUUAUUUACUGUGUGUGGUCCCUGUUGCUGACAGUAUUAAGUUAUAUUCUGAUGUAAGAUUAACUUUAUUAAAGAAUGUAAACAUUAAUGUUUCCUUAUGGGAAAACAAAUAAAGUAUAAAGAAGACAAUUCUUUUUAUUGAAAUAUACUGUGUAUUUACACUUGCUAGACCCAGCACCACUUAUAAACUUAGUCCACUGUCCAGUUUCAGUUAACACAGCUGACACGGUUGUGCUCCACUUGAAAGUUUAAGCCUUGGUAUUGUUGGAAUAUAAACAGUUUGUAUUUGUCUGCUGUGAAUCACCUUGAAAUUUCUAAUCAAGUUUGUAAAAUUUUUAUAGUAAAACAUUUUAAUGACAAUUUAAAAAUUAUCUUCUCUAAAGAAUGGUCAAAACAAUGUCCUUUCAGAAAUAGAGCUGCUCUUUACUGUCUUUCCAAAUGAUGUUGGUUAAAUGGACCAGGUGUAUAUUAGUUAAAGUCUAGGGCUAAGUUCUUGAUAUUCUUUGAGUUUACAAGUUAAUCCUUAUUGGAGUUGUGCCAAUAUACAAUAGAAUAUCAUUAAUUUGCACUGUUUGGGGACCCCAUUUAAGAAUGCUGAAUUUUUGCCAACUAAAAAGUAAGCAAAUGCAAUUUAAAAAGUAAAUUUGAGCAUUCUGUGUUAAAUAUGUGCAGUUAUUAUCAUAUGAAGAAGCGCAGUGUGUUGGGCUGUAAUAUAACCAUAUUUGCUGUCAUGUUCUCCCAUCUCAGUGCUGGGAACUCACCAUGUGGAAACCAAGCAACCGUGUUGUGCAUCAGCCGGCUUGAGUUUGUUCAAUAUCAAAGCUGAAGCUAGCGAGGUCUGCUGUACUGCUUAUUGAAGUAUUGUGAUUCUUUUAGGCAUUGGUUCUUACAAAAUAUAUACUGUAACAGUAUACUUUGUACAGAUUUAAAUUUUAUUUGAAAAAAUGAAAUAAAGUAGGCAAAAAAUAAAGAUGUUUAUUUUUCAUGUGACUACAUAAACAGAU
This is a messenger RNA of Mus musculus (house mouse), 14644 nucleotides long. It is a transcript of the gene Pura, whose product is annotated as purine rich element binding protein A. The record is from RefSeq and is a predicted model, not a curated record. NCBI's taxonomy places the organism in Eukaryota, Metazoa, Chordata, Mammalia, Rodentia, Muridae. Gene Ontology annotation, molecular function: double-stranded telomeric DNA binding; DNA-binding transcription repressor activity, RNA polymerase II-specific; purine-rich negative regulatory element binding. The transcript has 2 exons. Bases 284 to 1249 code for a protein of 321 amino acids. Gene Ontology annotation, cellular component: nucleus. Gene Ontology annotation, biological process: negative regulation of transcription by RNA polymerase II; negative regulation of translation.